AUGCGGAACUUGAGGUUGCUGAAGAGCCUUCGUUACUCGGAGCUGCAGGGCCUGGGCAUGCCACAAUGUUUCUCUGUUCGGACGGACACAGGUACCGUGCUCAUCGCUUCAGAAUACUCCGUCACCAAGAUGGACCAAUGAACUGACCAGGUACUUUACACAUAGCAGUGGUCUUCAAUCAUGGUCCUGGAGACCCACCGGGUACAGGUUUUUGUUCCAGCCCAUCACUAACACACUGUAUUCAACCAUUCCUCUCCCCAUCAUGUUCAGGUCGUGAAUGUGGUGUCGUUGACAGCUGAGAGCUACCUUCCAGAGGAUGGCAGUGGGACAGUUGUUGGUAUCCAGGACUUACCAGACCAGGAGUCUGUGUGUGUUGGUACAGCCACUGGUGAUGUCAUCCUCUACAACCUCAACACUAACCAGGUAUCAACAUUAUAGUAGUAGCAGUGGUCAGGGAUGAGUUGAUGAGGGAAGUGAGGAAUGGGAGAUGGUCUCCAGAGAUGGCCUAGUGAAGGUAGGAGGGAAUGGGUCGAGCGGGCAGGUUGUUGGGCGGUUGGACCUCGCUAGUCUCAGGAUUUCAUCUGGAGAGAGAGGGGAAAAAGAGGUCAAGGCGUAGGGUAGUCAUGUGUGAGCGGGACCAGUGGAGUCAAUAGGCUGAGUGAACCUGUCGUCAACCUUUUUUAAAAAGUGGUUGACAAUGUCGUCCGCAGAGAGAGAGGAGGGAGGGUGAGGGGCUGGAGGAUUAAGGAGGGAGGAGAAGGUGGAAAAUAGUUUCCUAGGGUUAGAGCCAAAGGUUUGACAUUUAGAAUUAUAGAAAGUGGCUUUAGCAGUGGAAGAGAAGGUAGAGAGGAGGGAGUGGAAGGAUGAUAGGUCCUCUGGAAGUUUAGUUUUUCUCUAUUUUCUGCCCUGUUCUCGCAAUGAGUCACUGAGCCAUGGAGCAGGAGGGGAAGGCCAAGCCGGCCGGGGGGAAAGGGGACAGUGCGAGUCAUAGGAUGCGGAAAGGGAGGAGACUAGGAUCGAAGAGGCAGAAUCAGGAGACAGGUGGGAGAAGGAGUUAGCAGAAGAGAGAGAUGAUAGAAGAGGAGAGAGCAGUGGGAGAGAGAGAGAGAUGACCAUCUGGGUAGGGGGGUUGCAGUGAGAUUAGAAGGCGAACAGCCUCUAGUAAAGAUGAGGUCAAGCAUAUUGCCUGCAUUGUGAGUGGGAGGGGACUGGGAAAGGGUGAGGUCAAAAGAGGCAAGAAGGGGAAAGUUGGAAAGAAAUUAUUCGAAGGCAGAUGUCGGGAGGUUGUACCAGACACCAAGUACAAAGAGUGGUGAGCCAUCGUCAGGAAAUGAGCUAAUCAAGGUGUCAUGCUCAUUGAGGAACUCUCCAAGGGCACCUGGUGGGCGAUAGAUGGCAAUAAUGUUAAGCUUGAGUGGACAAGUGACAGUGAUAGCAUGGAAUUAAAAUGAGGAGAUCGACAGGUGAUUGAGGGAGAAAAGAGAAAAUCUCCAGUUAGGAGAAAUUAGUAGCCCUGUGCCACCCCCGCAAUAGCCAGAUGCUCUCUGACUAUGAGAGAAAACAUAGUCAGAUGAAUAGGGAGCAGCUGGAGUAGCAGUGUUCUCUGGGGUGAUUCAUGUCUCCGUCAGGGCCAAAAAGUCAAGGGACUGAAGGCCAGCAUAGGCUGAGAUGAACUUGGCGUUCUUGACCGCAGAUCGGCAGUUCCAAACGCUGCCGGAGACCAGGAAUUACACAUGGGUUGUCCAGGCAGGGUACACAAAAAUAGAAGGGUUGCAGCCAAGGGGUGGGGAGCGUCUGUAAAGCCUACAGGGAGAGGAGCCAACAGGUAUAGAAAACACAAACAUACAGUGAGCUCCAAAAGUAUUGGGACAGUGACAUUUUUUUAUUUUUUUACUCUGUACUCUAGCACUUUGGAUUUGAAAUGUUUAGUAUUUGGUCCCAUAUUCAUAGCACACAAUGAUUACAUCAACACACUUGUUGGAUGCAUUUGCUGUUUGUUUUGGUUGUGUUUCAGAUUAUUUUGUGCCCAAUAGAAGUUAAUGGUAAAUAAUGUAUUGUGUCAUUUUGUAGUCGCUUUAAUUGUAAAUAAGAAUAGAAUAUGUUUCUAAACACUUCUACGUUAAUGUGGAUGCUACCAUGCUUACGGGUAAUCCUGAAUGAAUUGUGAAUAGUGAUGAGUGAGAAACUAUCAUACCCCCAAGACAUGCUAACCUCUCACCAUUACAAUAACAGGGGAGGUUAGCAUUUUGGGGGGUUAUGAUAUUUCUGCCUCUAACUUUCUCACUCAUCAUUAUUCACUCAUCAUUCAGGAUUAUCGAUAUUCAGUUCACCUGACGGUUCACCCGAUAUGGAUGAAAAUAAAGCUGAUAGUCUGCACUUUAACCUCAUAGUCAUUGUAUCAUUUCAAAUCCAAAGUGCUGGAGUAAAGACCCAAAACAACAGAAAUGUGACACUGUCCCAAUACUUGUGGAGCUCGCUGCAGUUGCCAAAGCUACAAUAGAGUUAAAUGAGAUCAUCUGAAAAGAACAAGGUAAGAUAUUCAAGUGAGAGAGUGGUGUCUUUGUUUUGGCGAGGAGAGUUCCGCUGACAAAACAGGAGACUGAAGUACUAACACUAAUUGCUAAUUGCCUAGGAGAUGAGAAACCACUCCCCCUCCAAUAUAGCCACUGAUUACGAAAACAACAAUAGUCACAAAUUGCCUCUUAAUCCUGGUUGAUGUGUCAACAAUUAUCUGCAAUUUAUGAGCAGUCAGCAGUUCACACACUAAGUAGGCCACUGGGAAGACAGGCAGCAAAAAGUCAGUACUAGACAACAACAGAUGAAAACAAAAAUGAUACUUGGAGAUAUCAGGAGUUCUCUCUCAGGUUUUACGUGUGGGAGAUUCUGCACUCCACCAUCCCGUAAAAUGAGCAAACACAUCCAGAAGAUUCAGAAAGAGCUGGAGGAGGCCAAGGAUAAGCUGGAGAGGCAACAGCAUAAGAAGGUAAGCAGCAGGAGGGUGUCCUAGCAACCACUGCUGUAAGCAGAGCCUCUUAUAAAAUCUUUAAAGCAAAGAAUUAACCAACAAUAUUGCUCUGAAUAUUGUACUGAUUGUGCCAGUAGUUUUUUCUAAGGUUUGCUCAAAGCAGAAUGUUCCCUUCUUGAUUAGGUAUAGUAUUGUAUAAUAACAGCAAAGAACGUAAGGAUUCAGACACACAGUAAAUGACAUACUAUACUAGAACAUCACAUGUGACCUUAAAGAGCAAAGCUCCUCACAGUAAAAGAUACAUGAUACAGUUUGAAACUACAGACAGACUGAACACAGAGUUAGCACUUUAAAUAACAAACUCUUUCACACCAGCCAAGAGGAGAGUGGGAGGAGGAAAUAGGAAAAGGUAUAAGAACGAGUGGGUUUCCUCCUUAUUGUGUCACCCAAGAUAUAAACAGGAUAUACUGUGUGACUGUUUGACACCAGUCUGUAGAUCGUAUCCUUGACAACCAAUAGGUUAGAUCUGGGCAGGACAUUUGCCCAAUACCAAAAUUAACCAAAAACAGCACAGUUGAGCUUGCCGCAAACUCGCUGAAUAUCCUUUUUUAUUAGGACUGCUGUGUAGUAAAUUACAUGGAAACGGCUCCCAUGGGUCCAAUCGUCUCCCGCUGAUUACAAUAUCAGGGAGUGAGGCGGGGAUAUAAUGUGCCAAAUUGUUGUCCAGAAUGUCUUCUUUGUUGCACAAACCUUUGGGUAAUUUGUAACUUUAGGAACUGAGCCCAAAGGGAGACAGUAAAGUAUCUUAUACCCCUGUGAUCUGUUGUUAGUAUACCUAAAGAAAUGUAUGCCAAAGAGACAUUAAUGACUCUCACAGUGAAGUUUUAUCUAGUUGAUUUAUUCCCCCGCUUUGAGAACACAAAGCAGUGUCAAUGCAGACAAAAAACGUGUGAAUAAUGUGCUCAUUUUAAUGAACUUAAAACGAAUCACGCUUCGGGUUCUUGUAUUGCCGUUGCUGGUCAUCUGAUUAGAUGGAGAGAUUAUACCUCAGUCUUUCAGAUCAUCAAUAUUAAUGCGUUGUUCAAGAUCUGAAGGGAAAGCUACUGACUGCUAUAAAGCACAACCUUCAAGCUACAUUCAAGGUUGAUAUCUGUGGGUAUCCAAAGUGCAUCAACAUGCUGCUGCUUUGCCUGUAGCUGGGUUAGCUGUGUUAGCUGGGUUAGCUUCUGUCCACUGUACAUUCACAGAACCCAUUUGUUUUCCAUUCAGCAUCCCAUCGUGGGAACACCUCGUCGUGUGUCUGUGUUAAUGUGAAACCAAUGGAGUGUGUCUGCACAUUGUUUCGAGCCACAGAGGUCAGACUCAUUAGCUAGUGUGAGAAGAGAUAAUGAGAGGUAUGUGCUCGGCGGUUUACCACCAUGUAUAACAUUCUCCCUGGUGUAUACCGAUACCCAGGAAUGGUAUAUGUAUUGUAUCCAGCUGCUCUCUAACCUAAAGCAACCAGUCUCUAAAGGUUACAUCGAGGCCAGGGCUCGAUUGAAAUCCUAGGUUUUUUCAGACUACCGUGUGACUCUAAUACCCGUAAUUCCCUUUACCUGUGGGGCCUAAUUAGUGGCUGGCGAGGAUAAGGGAAAGACAGACAAGCGGCAACCCUGGAUGUCUUUACUACACACCACCCGAGAGCCAGACCGAUAAGAUCAUCACCCAGAGUCCGUGCUCAAUACAGAAAAUGGGGCUGUGA
Molecule: messenger RNA, 4706 nt
Organism: Coregonus sp. 'balchen'
Lineage: Eukaryota; Metazoa; Chordata; Actinopteri; Salmoniformes; Salmonidae
Source: the annotation of a GenBank genome assembly